Erpetoichthys calabaricus (reedfish) is the source of this 2315-nucleotide messenger RNA. RefSeq names its product cyclin-dependent kinase 14 (gene cdk14). Gene Ontology annotation, biological process: protein phosphorylation. Bases 450 to 1856 code for a protein of 468 amino acids. Gene Ontology annotation, molecular function: cyclin-dependent protein serine/threonine kinase activity; cyclin binding; ATP binding. Lineage: Eukaryota; Metazoa; Chordata; Cladistia; Polypteriformes; Polypteridae. The transcript is spliced from 15 exons. Gene Ontology annotation, cellular component: nucleus; cytoplasm; cytosol. The record is from RefSeq and is a predicted model, not a curated record.
UGACAUCCAGGCUAAAGCGGAGAAGGCAGGCUGCAAGAGCUGCUGAUGUGCAGACCAUUCUCUAGCAGUUUUUUUUUUUUCGUUGGACGAGUUGUAAAGUUUUAAUCGCUGACUGGUUUUGUGUUAGAAACGCUGUUUUUUUUAGGAGGAAUUAAAAAAAACAAAAGAUGAAUCUUGCAGGUUCGGAAACGUGAGGAAAAGUAAGAGGAUCGAUGCAUCUUUGGAACGUGUAUUGUUUGCAAAAUACAUUUCCUGUGUUUGACAGCCAAAGAAAGAGAGGAGAAGGAGUAGAAAAAAAGAAGACUCUCGCUUUCAAAGUUAUUAUUGUGGAUAAUCACAUUUCUUUAAAAAUAUUUUUCUUAAAAAAAAUUGCUCAUAACCGGAUCUGUUUUUGAGAGUGUCCUCUCCAGUUUUGCUUCUAACUAUUUCAAAGGAAGGUUACAGUACAAAUGUGCGACUUGAUGCCAUCAACACAGCCUACCGAAAAAAUAGGCAAAAUGAAAAAGCUGAGAAGAACUUUAUCGGAGAGUUUUAGCCGAAUUGCUUUCAAAAAAGAUGACAGCAGCUUUGAUGAGAUAUGUGUCACAAAGAUGUCUACUCGAAAUUGUCAGGGAAUGGACUCGGUGAUCAAACCCCUGGACACUAUUCCUGAAGACAAAAAGGUCAGGGUGCAAAGAACACAGAGCAGCUUUGAUCCUUUCGAGAAACCGACAAAUCAGGUGAAGAGAGUCCAUUCGGAAAAUAAUGCCUGCAUUAACUUCAAGGGCUCUUCAGCAGGGAAAGAAUCUCCAAAAGUACGGCGACACUCAAGUCCGAGUUCGCCGACAAGCCCAAAGUUUGGGAAAGCGGACUCUUAUGAAAAACUUGAAAAAUUAGGUGAAGGCUCUUAUGCCACGGUAUACAAAGGGAAAAGCAAGGUAAAUGGGAAGCUAGUUGCACUGAAAGUGAUCAGGUUACAAGAAGAGGAAGGCACGCCGUUUACUGCAAUCAGGGAAGCCUCACUUCUGAAAGGCCUGAAACACGCCAACAUUGUGCUACUGCAUGAUAUCAUUCAUACAAAGGAAACCUUAACGCUUGUCUUUGAAUAUGUGCACACUGAUUUAUGCCAGUACAUGGAUAAACAUCCAGGGGGUCUUCAUCCUGACAAUGUUAAGUUAUUUUUAUUUCAAUUACUCCGUGGAUUGUCCUACAUCCAUCAACGUUACAUUCUGCACAGGGACCUGAAACCUCAGAACCUGCUCAUAAGUGACACUGGAGAAUUAAAGCUGGCUGACUUUGGUCUCGCCAGAGCCAAGUCAGUCCCAAGUCACACCUACUCUAAUGAGGUGGUCACUUUGUGGUACAGACCUCCAGAUGUCCUCUUGGGCUCAACAGACUAUUCCACCUGCCUUGAUAUGUGGGGCGUGGGAUGUAUCUUUGUAGAGAUGAUCCAAGGAGUCGCUGCUUUUCCCGGAAUGAAAGAUAUCCAGGAUCAACUGGAAAGAAUAUUUUUGGUUUUGGGCACACCAACUGAAGAUACGUGGCCAGGAGUUCACUCUCUACCACACUUCAAACCAGAUCGGUUUACCCAAUACAGUUCCAAGAAACUUAGACAAGCAUGGAAUAAACUAGGUUAUGUGAAUCAUGCAGAGGAGCUUGCCUCCAAAUUUCUUCAGUGCUUCCCAAAGAACAGGCUGUCAGCUCAGGCAGCCCUGAGCCACGAGUACUUCAGUGAUCUUCCCCCUCGGCUCUGGGAGCUUCCUGACAUGUCAUCUGUAUUUACUGUUCCCAAUAUCAAGUUGCUUCCUGAAACAGGAGACAGUGUCAGGGUCUGUGGAAAAACCAACAGUAAAGGUCUGACCAACAGCAAGCACUAACAGCCUAAGGGAUCUUAUCAGGGCAGGAACAUAGAUUCAUGCUGUCGACAGUAUCAAGGAUCAUCAAGCAGCAAGAUGAAAUGUUGGAUGAUUAAAAAAUACAUUUUUCUCAUGCCAUGUUUUAGUUUCUAGCUAAAACAAGGUGGCAAACCUUUUGGCUUCCCUCCUAUGUAUCUGCAGAUGUAUUUUAUGAUUUUGACAGUCAAACCCCAAUGCGCAUGGAACUCCUCUGGCUUUUCAUUGGUCGAGUGUUGAGUUGGUUUACUAUUUUCUGGGAUGUACUUUUUUGCUGCUUUUGCUGCUCUAUCGUAAAGUGACUGAUAAACUGUACUUGAGUGUCAUCAGUAGGCUUUCCCAUGACACCACCCACUGUGACAAAAGGUGUUACUUUAUGGAUGGUAUCUUUAAUUUAUUUAUUUAUUUUUUGGUUUUGUCAUUAACCAGAAUCUAAUCAUGUGA